AUGGAUAUCACAAAAGAGAGAGAAGAUAUGGAAGAGAUUAAUCAUUUUAGUCAUAAAAAGCAUCCAUUAAAGAUUGUCAACUCAGAGAUGAUUGCAAAUGCUACUUUAGAGAAUCAUGUAGGUGGUGUAAUAGGUUGCUAUGCAUGUCAAAAACCUAUAUCAUCAAGUGGCUUUGCAUAUGGUUGCAUCCAAUGUCGUCACUUUAUGCAUAAAGCAUGCGCACAACUUCCACUCACUAUCAACCUGCCUUCCUUAUAUGAGCAUCCUCUAACAAUAUUUGAUUUCGGAUCCAUAAAAGAUUUCAGAUCUUGGUUUUGUAAUGUUUGUUGUAGUGUAAACCAAUUUAAGGGGUUUUGUUAUAACUUUGGAAAACCUGAGUACAACAUUAACUUUAAUGCUUGCAUCGAGUGUUGCGUUGUUGAGAUUGCUCGCAAAGCGGAAGCUGAUGCUAUGAAGAAGGAGGCAGGGAUGAAGGUCGAACAUGAAGGCCAUCCACAACACACUUUAUCCCUUCAGUUAAGACCUGCUGCAAUCAGGUGUGAUGCUUGCAAAACUGAGGAUAAAGGCUUGUUCUAUAUUUGUGACAGUUGUGACUUUUGGAUCCACAAGACUUGUGCUUCCUUAGCCCCUACCAUCCAUCUACCUCAUCACCCUGAUCACCCACUCACUCUGGUCUAUUCUCUUCCAGAAAAAUUCUAUAAAUUCUCUUAUUAUUGUGAAUUUUGCAAGAUUUACAUCCGACGGAAUGAUUGGUUGUACCAUUGUGAAAACUGUAGAUAUUUUUGCCAUAUCAAAUGCGCCUUAAAUGCAGAGCUACCUUCUACUCCAAGAGAUGGUCCAAGUACUUCCAUUGCUGAUGAAGAGGUAGAUAAUUUGCUGCAAUUUCCCAUGUCAAAUGCAUUUACAGAUACACUGAAACUGCUACAUUCUGGAAUGAUAGCACCAGAUGAUGAUGAUGAUAAAAAGGGUAUGAUUAACCAUUGGAGUCAUCGUCAUCCAUUAAUCCUUAAUGUCAAAGAUCAAGCUGACAUGUCUGGCACUAGUAGUGAUCGAGUAGAGGUAUGUCAUGGAUGUGUACGACCCCUCUCCCUUCCGUACUAUAGUUGCAAAUUAGAUGGAUGCUCAUUCACUCUCCACAAAUAUUGUGCUGAAUUACCCCUCAAAUUACAUCAUCAACUUCAUCCAGCUCAUUUACAUGAAUUGACGUUGCAACAUCGGCCUUACUAUCAAUGCAAUGGUUGUUUUAGCCAUGGCAACAAUUUUUAUUACCAAUGUCAAACCUGCAAGUUCUACCUCUGUGUCAACUGUGCAUUUCUACCCAAAAGUAUCAAACAUAAAUCCCACAAGCAUCCUCUUAUCCAAGUUAUUGAUCCUGAACCUCUUUGUAGUGCAUGCAACAAAUGGUCUGAUAUUAUGAGCUAUGCUUGUAAGGCUUGUAACUUCAUAUUAAGCAAAGAAUGUGCAAUGAGGUUACCAAAUUCCAUUGCUCAUAGGUAUUGCAAAGGACAUGAAAUCCCAUUGAUGUAUCCUCCAAUCAUGGAUCAUCCUGAAGAUUUCUUUUGCGAUAUAUUAUAUUUCGAGAUCAACCGUUUUGAUGUUGAUGCUACAAAUAUACUCUAUUCAGGGGAUGCCAUGCCUUCUGUUGGAACCAUAGAGUUUAACAAAGUCAACUACUUAACUCGUGUGGGUCAAGCCAUAUAUGCAGAUACAAUCCCAAUAUGGGACAAAAAAUCCGGUAAAGUUUCCGAUUUCACCACUCACUUCACCUUCAUCAUCGACACACAACUUCAAUCCACCUAUGGUCAUGGCCUCACUUUCUUUCUAGCCCCAGUUGGCUUCCAAAUCCCACCCAAUUCAGCUGGUGGCUUUUUAGGUCUAUUCAACACAACUUACACCGAUUCAUCCAGAAACCAAAUGAUUGUCAUCGAGUUUGAUUCAUUCGUGAAUUCAGAAUGGGAUCCUCCAUAUGAACAUGUGGGUAUCAAUAAGAACUCGAUUCAUUCGGUUAAUUACACUUCUUGGAAUGCUAGUUUACACAGUGGAGACCCUGCGGAUUGCUCGGUUUCUUACAGCGCUACCACUCAGAUUCUAAAUCUGUCAUGGAGCUAUGGUGCUGGAAAUGAUUCUAGAGAGAAUACCAGUCUUUCGUAUCAAGUUGACCUCCGGGAAGUUCUUCCUGAGUGGGUGACAGUUGGGUUUUCGGCUGCCACUGGUGCCAAUGUGGAGAGACAUAUCCUUCAAUACUGGGAGUUCAAUUCAAGCUUGAAUAUUGUAAAGAAGAGUAAAGAUAAUUCAACGGAAACAAAACUAGCAGUGGGAUUAAUAGUCCCCCUUGGUGUUCUAGUUUUAGGAGGCAUAGUUGCAUUUGGUGUAUUUUUAAGGAGAAAAAGAAAACCUAAACAGAAAUCAUCGGAAACAGUCACCUUGACAUCGAUAAACGAUGAUUUGGAAAGAGGAGCAGGACCAAAAAGAUUUUCUUAUGGGGAUCUUGUUUCAGCUACCAACAAUUUCUCCGGUGACCGGAAGUUGGGGGAGGGAGGAUUUGGGUGUGUCUACAAGGGCUACUUAGCACGCGAAGGCAUGGCUGUUGCUGUUAAGAAAAUUUCACAGGGUUCUAAACAGGGGAAGAAAGAGUAUAUAACCGAAGUAAAGAUUAUUAGCAGUUUAAGGCAUCGAAACCUGGUGCAACUCAUCGGUUGGUGCCAUGAUCAAACUCAAUUCUUGCUGGUGUACGAGUUUAUGCCAAAUGGCAGCCUUGAUUCUCACCUUUUUGGCAAAAAGAGCUGUCUCGAGUGGGGUUUGAGAUACAAGAUCGUUACUGGUUUAGCUUCUGCGUUGCUUUAUCUCCAUGAAGAAUGGGAACAAUGCGUGGUUCACCGAGAUAUCAAAACAAGCAACAUCAUGCUUGAUUCGGGAUUCAACGUGAAGCUCGGAGACUUUGGAUUGGCUCGACUCAUGGACCAUGAGUUGGGUCCACAGACAACUGGGUUAGCCGGAACUCUGGGGUACUUGGCUCCUGAGUAUGUAACGACAGGGAAGGCCAGCAAAGAGUCGGAUGUUUACAGCUUCGGGGUGGUUGCAUUAGAGAUUGCUUGUGGGAGAAAGGCGAUGGAUAGCGUUGACCCAAAUUCUGAUCUAGGGUUAGUGCAGUGGGUUUGGGAUUUGCUAGAAAAAGGGGAGCUUCUUUCAGGGGUGGACCAGAAGCUGAACAAGGAAUUCGAUGGGAAACAAGUGGAGUGUUUGAUGACGGUGGGGUUAUGGUGCGCUCACCCCGACCGGAGUCUGAGACCGUCGAUCAGACAAGCGAUUCAGGUGCUUAAGUUCGAGGGUGCGGCCCCAAAUCUUCCAAAGAAGAUGCCGGUGGCCAUGUACUACGCAGCACCAGAUGUGCCUGAGCUCAGUUCUGGUUCUGGAGGUGCCUCGUUGACUUACACUAGCAUUGAUCUCGUGCGUUGA
Molecule: messenger RNA, 3456 nt
Organism: Lactuca virosa
Lineage: Eukaryota; Viridiplantae; Streptophyta; Magnoliopsida; Asterales; Asteraceae
Source: the annotation of a GenBank genome assembly